AUGGCAGCUGAUGAUAAACCUUGGAAGAGCUGUCAAGAUAAUAUUUCCUUUUUAAUUAAAUCAAGGGUUGACUGCACUUUUAUUAAACCUUUUAAUAAAAAUAUUAAUAAUUUAAAGCAUUAUGUUGAAAUUAAAUCUAUUUUUGAGUCAAAAAAUACAUCUUUAGAUUUUACAAAACUUGAAAUGGAAAAACCCGAUUUUCACAGAAAAUCCAUAUUAAAAUUUUUAACAAUCUAUUUUCAAUGUCUUUUUGGUGGAAUGGAAAAAACGGUUGUAGUGCAAAGGAGCAAAGCAUUUAAUUUAUUUAAAAUUAAAGGAUUAGAUAUCAAUUUCAUUAGAACAUUGUUGAAUAGUCAUAUUCACAAAUGCUUGAAUUGGUUCGGAGUAGUUUGUGAGUGGAUAUUACGCUCAAUUCCCAGAGAUAAAACAAAAGCAUUCAGAUUAAAAUAUGUUAAAAAACAAAAAUGCUUAAGAUUGAUUGAAAUUACUAAUCAAGCAGAAAUUGAGAGAACCAGAAGCUUAUUACUUUUAAAAGAGUUUAUCGACCAUAGAAAAGGUUUAUAA
This is a messenger RNA of Ascoidea rubescens DSM 1968, 564 nucleotides long. RefSeq lists its product as uncharacterized. The coding region runs from base 1 to 564 and encodes 187 amino acids. The transcript has a single exon. The record is from RefSeq and is a predicted model, not a curated record. NCBI's taxonomy places the organism in Eukaryota, Fungi, Ascomycota, Saccharomycetes, Ascoideales, Ascoideaceae.